GCAUUUGGGGGUGUCUUGCCCACUUGGGAGAUAAAGGAACAAGGUUAAAGUCUUAGAAGCUCUUCACUGAAAACCCUAAUAAGGAGAGAUGCAGAAGCUUCCAGAUUAAAUAACAGUCAUUUACUGAGGGCCUUGCUGGCUCCAGAAGGAAUAUGUGACCUCAGAUAUAUGAACACCCACCUGGGGGCAAUUUGUAUCCACUUUUCUAACUUUUAGCGGCUUGGCGAGGUAAGGAUUAUUUCCAUUCUACAAGAGGGUUGGGGUGGUGUCACGUGAACCCACAGCAUCUUACAAGGAUUCAAACCCAGGCCAGGAAGCCUGGGCUUUUGUUCUCAGUCAAAUUGUCCCACUACCCCAGUUUCUUCCCACUCGUCCAAAACAGCUCUCUCUUCAGCUGCCUGAAGGACCUUGUGGUUUCCUUAUUACGUCACCCGUUCAGUCACAAUUGGGCUGAGAGCGGAGCGAGGCCCGGCCCGCCAGGUCCCCAGGGCAGCCCUGCCAGCCCAGCCCAGGCCAGCCUGGCCUAGCCACACACGCACCAUGAAGUACCCUCUGGUACCGCUGGUGAACGAGCUGACGUUUUCUUUCCUGGUGUUCUGGCUCUGUCUGCCCGUGGCUUUGCUGUUGUUCUUGCUGAUCGUCUGGCUACACUUCUUACUCAUCCAAGAUUCAGAGGAAAAUGACUCAGAUGUUUGCUUUGAUUGGGAGCCCUGGAGCAAAGGCCCCACCAAGUUUUGCCACAAGACACUCCAUAGCCAAGAGGAGGAGAGGCCCUGCUAGUGAGCCUAUUCUGCCAGACCACCUCCCAGUCCCUCCAGGGAGGAGCCUGAGCCUGUGAAGACAGUAUAAGCCGGCCCUU
This is a messenger RNA of Physeter macrocephalus (sperm whale), 859 nucleotides long. It is a transcript of the gene ADIG, whose product is annotated as adipogenin. Gene Ontology annotation, biological process: white fat cell differentiation; brown fat cell differentiation. The coding region runs from base 541 to 780 and encodes 79 amino acids. Gene Ontology annotation, cellular component: nucleus; cytoplasm; lipid droplet. The record is from RefSeq and is a predicted model, not a curated record. NCBI's taxonomy places the organism in Eukaryota, Metazoa, Chordata, Mammalia, Artiodactyla, Physeteridae. The transcript is spliced from 3 exons.